Molecule: messenger RNA, 909 nt
Organism: Drosophila obscura
Lineage: Eukaryota; Metazoa; Arthropoda; Insecta; Diptera; Drosophilidae
Product: proteasome subunit beta type-6-like
Exons: 1
Coding region: 113-823 (236 amino acids)
Cellular component (GO): proteasome core complex
Molecular function (GO): threonine-type endopeptidase activity
Source: RefSeq, a predicted model, not a curated record
AAAGCCUUGACUCGAUCACACAACUCUCGCUAGUAGGCCUGACUCUCUCGCAGCAGUCAGUGACUACAACUUCGCCAGCUCUAAACGAGCGACUCUCAAUACUACUGACAAAAUGAAUAACUCCCAUUGGUUGGAUUUAGAUCUAAAGGAUUGCUUCACUCCCGUCGAGUGUGGCACCACCAUUAUGGCCGCCCAGUUUGCGGAUGGCGUGGUGCUGGGAGCCGAUUCCCGCACCACCGCCGGCUGCCUGGUGGCCAAUCGUGUGACGGACAAAGUGACCCGGAUCACGGACAAUGUCUACUGCUGCCGCAGUGGCUCCGCAGCGGACACCCAACAGCUCUCUGAGUUGGUCUCCACUCUGAUGUGGCAUCGUGAGAUGCACACGGGUCAGCAGACGCUGGUGCGCGAUGUGGCCGCGGAGUUUCGCGACAUAUGCUACACAAGUCGCCGUAGCCUGAUGGCGGGCAUCAUUGUGGGUGGCUGGGACGCUCAGUGCGGGGGCCAGGUCUACAACAUAUCGAUGGGUGGCAUGAUGGCGCGCGAACAGUUCAGCUAUGGCGGCUCGGGAUCCAUAUACAUUAGCGGCAUGCUGCGGGAUGGCUACCGUCCGAAUAUGAAGAAGGAGCAGCUGGUGCUGCUCUUCAAGUCGGCUCUGAAGCAGGCCAUCUAUCAUGACAGCUUCUCCGGCGGAGUAGCGCGCAUUGCGAUCAUCACUAAGGAUGGCAUCGAGCGGCGGGUGUACUACAACACCAGCACGGGCAAGGCCCAGGCAGCGGGCACUGAUCAAGACAUGGGCAAAGCCAAGAAGCGGCGCGAGUCUUAAAAAAUGCUUCUAUAUAUAGUUUUUUUUUGUAAAUUAAAAUCCAAUUGAGAUUACCCAAGACUCCAAAGAAGUCACACGUUCUGAUG